UUCGAAAAGUGAGGUUGCCCAGAGCAGACGACGACAACAACGAGACAACGACAACAACGCAGACGCAGACGCAACUAAAAACCGCAUGCCACAAAUACGUUGCGAGUCUACAAAUUUAAAAUCGCGUGUUUUUUGGUGCUACAAUACAUUAAAAUAUUAUAUAGAAUAAAUGUAAAUGAUAAAUGUAAACAGCAGCAGCAAUCGAUAAUCAAUAAUCGUUGAUCGUUAAACCGUUGCCAAGUUAAUCGUUAAUCGUUCGGUUUUUUUGAUCGUGUGCUUUAAACCUGAUUUACACAUACUACGUAAUCGUGCAACGCGUAUCGAGUUGUUGUUGUUUUGCUUGUUUGUUUGUUUGUUUGUGUUGCUUUUAUAUAUGUAGCAUGUGGGCGCGGGGAGAGCAACACAAAGCGGGGCAAAGAGUUUGCUGCGCUGACCAAUGCUAAUUUGAGACGAGAGCUGCAAUCCCCCCCUGAAAUUGUAGUAGAAGUAGAAAAAUAACGAAAAACAAUCAACGUUUCGAUUUGCCAAGUCAACGACAACGACAACAACAACAACAGCUUACAAAACCCACAAAAAAAUAAGAGAGAAAAAAGUGUCAAUUACAACAGCCGCAACAGCAACACACCCAAAGACACACACAAACACACACACACACACACAUACAGAGUUUGUUGUGUUUGACAAUGGCCAGCAUACAUUUGCGAUCGCUGCUGUUGUUGCAGCGGCGUCUCGACAUGUUGCUGCUGUUGCCAAUGCUGCUGCCAAUGCUGCUGCUGUUGACGAGCGGCGCACAGAGCACGCGUCUACCGCUCGAGGUUUACGAGCUGACAGCAACGGCCAACAGCGAUGAGCACAAAAGCUUGGAGUAUACGAUCUAUGAUGCCAAAGAGCCAACAGGUGCGCCAACAGCAACACCAGCAACAGCAACAUCAACAACAACUACCACAACAACAACAACAGCUGCCACAGCAACAUCAGCGGGCAGCAGCAGCACUGUUGCUGUUGUCAGCAUCUCAGCGGAGCAGCAGUUGGAAACGGAGCCAGCCAUAUUGGCGAGUCGACGUGCGCGCCAAAUGUUGCAGCAGCAACAUCGAUUGACCGGCAGCAGCAGCAGCAACAACAACAACAACAGGCAUGCGCAUGCAUCCAACAGCAAGGAUCUGCGUAUACUCUAUCAAGUGGGGGACUCUGAGGAUGAUUUGCCCGUGUGUGCACCCAAUGCAGUCUGCUCCAAGAUCGAUCUCUAUGAGACACCUUGGAUUGAGAGACAAUGUCGUUGUCCGGAAUCCAAUAGGAUGCCCAACAAUGUCAUAGUGCAUCAUCAUGAGCAUCCACAUGCUGCACGUGCUGCAAUUGAGACCCAAAAGUAUCGCAAUUACUACGAGAAGGAGAAAUUGUUGCAACACAAGCGUUUGCUGCUCAGCGAGUUUCAGGACAAGAAAUUCGAGAGUUUGCAUCUGAAGAAACUGAUGCAGAAACUGGGCGCAGUUUAUGAGGAUGAUUUGCAACUGCAGUCGGGAGAUUACUUGGAACGUUCGCCGGACUACAAUGAAGCCUUGCCGGCACCGGGUUAUGAGGAGCUGACGGACAACGAGUUGCCACAAAAGCCGUCACGUGGUUCGGCGCAUAUGCGUCAUUCGGGACAUCGGGGAUUGAAGGAAACUGCGAGCUUUAUUGGCGGCUGUCCGAGCAGUUUGGGUAUGGAUGAUGGACACACGAUUGCAGAUAAAACCCGACACUACAAACUCUGUCAACCGGUGCACAAGUUGCCCAUUUGCAAGCACUUUCGUGAUUACACCUGGACUUUGACCACAGCUGCGGAGUUGAAUGUCACUGAGCAAAUUGUGCAUUGUCGUUGUCCCAAGAAUUCAGUUACCUAUCUGACCAAACGUGAGCCUGUUUCCAAUGAAAACACAGCCUAUCGUUAUCGCUUUGCCUGCUCCCCACUGACGCGCCUUCGCUGCCAACGCAAGCAGCCUUGCAAGCUGUUCACGGUGAGAAAACGUCAGGAGUUUCUGGACGAGGUCAACAUCAAUUCGCUGUGUCAAUGUCCCAAAGGUCAUCGCUGUCCCAGCCAUCAUACGCAGUCGGGUGUUUUAGCGGGCGAGAGUUUUCUGGAGGAUAACAUACAAACCUAUUCGGGUUAUUGCAUGGCCAACGAUUGAAUUUUGAAAAAAGAAACUUCCCCUUAUUUCCCCUAAAACUCUGCUGCAGCAGCUACUAAAUAUAUAUAUUUAUAAAUAUAUGGGCUAUAUAUAGGUUUAUCUAGGACUAUGCUUAUAAGUCGACUGAGCCAAUUGAGUCUCGCCAAGUUAACAAUUAAACUGAAACUAAAACUACAACUACAAAUAUAACUAACGAGCAAUUAUGUGUGUGUGUAUGUGCGGUCUGUGUGUGCGUGUGUAUAAUUUGUUGCUUUGUGUGUGUGUAAAGGGUUUUUUUGUUUUUAGUUGCUACCAAAAUUUGGUCAUACAUAUAUCAUAAACAAAUAAUCUUUAAAUAAUUUAAAAACAUAUAUGCGUAAAUAUAAAUAUUUAAUUAGUUCUAAGGCGCAGUUUGUUAUACAAAUCAUUUGUAAUGAAUAUUUAUAAAAAAGCGUUCUUAAAUCUGUAACAUAGCAUCCCCUAACUAUCUGUCUCACUCUCUUUUUCCCUCUCUUUCUCUUAUUAAUUGUAUAUAUUAUACGCAGUCCAAACUCCCAUGCGUGCCAAAUUAGUAUGCAGUUUAAUUUAUAUUUUUGUUUCCUCUUACUUUUGAUUAAUUCCUUAAAUAAACAUACUAAACAAAAAGUUGUACAGUUAGAAACUGUUUUACAGGCAGCAGCAAUUUUUAGAACGAAUCAUGGCAA
Messenger RNA from Drosophila innubila, 2848 nucleotides. It is a transcript of the gene aos, whose product is annotated as protein giant-lens. The transcript is spliced from 4 exons. The coding region runs from base 684 to 2165 and encodes 493 amino acids. The record is from RefSeq and is a predicted model, not a curated record. NCBI's taxonomy places the organism in Eukaryota, Metazoa, Arthropoda, Insecta, Diptera, Drosophilidae.